GAUCGAUAAAGUCACGUGAUUGACGAAGUUGUUUGCCACAAACGCUGCUUUCUGAUUUGCCACCUGAUAAUAUUGUGUUUGCAUGUUAUGAUCUCCGUAGGAUUGUUAUGAAUAGAAACAUGUAUUUUCGUUUCGUGAGUAUUAUUACAUCAUACCAUUUUGAAACCAGUGUGUUGCAAAAUAUUAAUUGGUUGUGGUUUUACUGAGGUUACGUCCGUUACGAUUGUCAUUAUAGUUAUUCACGUGUACCUUACUCUAUCAGUAUCGUGUAACACUAACAGUAACUCUCACUGACUCGGUGACAAAGAACUGUAAAAUCUAAGUUUUUUUUUUUUACAAGAAGUAGAAGUUUAGCAGCCAAAAGAUAAUCUAGACUUAAAUGGGGAUAGUGGAUGCAGUGCUGCUGAAGCUGAAAAUAUUUCUAUUCCACCUUCUCUUUCUUUAGUGGUUUGGUGCUCUACACCAUUAGUGACAUCUGGUGGUGAAGACAACCGACUCAUUUCUUUUCCUUCUGUGCUAGUUGGAACAAGGAGAACUCAUCUUCUAAAUGAAUUACAACAAGAAAUGUAUGAAGAUAAAGGUCCAUAAGGGAAUACUUCCAUGCUCUUCCAGGAAGCAGUGAAUCUCACAGUUUGGUCUUCACAAGGUUUUCCGAUUAACAAAAUGGUCAGACGUCGGGAAGUUGAAGCCGAUAACAUACAUCAAGCUGGUCCUUCACUUUCACAGACAACAGUCAUAAUCCAAGUUCCAGAAGAUUGCAAUGACAAUACUUUUGUAACUAAUAAUGAACAACCAUGCACCACGCCUGCUCAAGGGCAGCAGUAUGAAGAUAACAGAAGCAUAAAACGUAGAUUUACCUCCAAAUAUCACACUGAACGUAAUAACUCUGUAGAAGGUACUGUCGUGGACUUAAAUGAAUCGGGAUCAAUGUCAUUGGAAGAUUCGAGCAACAAUUCGUCUUCCAUUUACCAAGGAGACUGGCCUAUUGAUAGAGUGAUGUGGAACAGUGGGCCAAGUAAUGUAGGUGAAAGUAGCUCUCUUGGUCCUGAUUUGAAUCGGGAAACUUCCAGUAUUAUGAGCUUCAGUUCUACAGCUUCCAAUACCCCACUUACAGCAAGAUAUUUGCCACCUCAGCAACAGGAAGCUAAGGUGGAGAUGGUGCACAGUUUGGUAUCGAUGAUGGGUGCUCAUAACAAGGAGGAUGUGAGUCGGAAGUUGUUACUCAUGUCUAGUUCAAAAGAAAACUGUAUUGUAAUGAGACAAACAGGAUGUCUACCUCUGUUAGUUCAACUAUUACAUGGCAGUGAGAAGAAUACCAGCUCUGAUGAACAAGACACUAAUAUAAUCAGACAAAGGAUACAUAAAACUCGGAAACAAGCUACUCAGGUUUUGCACAACAUUGUUCAUUCUCACCCUGAUGACAAAAGAGGUCGCCGAGAAGCAAGAGUCCUCCGUUUGCUAGAGCAAAUCAGAGAGUACUGUGAUAAUCUAAGAGAUGUUGAAGUAAACGUUGUCAACCAUAGCACUUCUGAGGCUUCAAAGCAACAUCCUGGACCAGCUAUUGCUGCCCUGAUGAAACUGUCUUUUGAUGAAGAGCACAGAUAUGCUAUGUGCCAGCUAGGAGGCCUUCAUGCUAUAGCAGAACUUAUCCAAGUUGAUCAUGAAGUCCAUGGUAAUACAAGUGACCCCUAUUGCGUGACUUUGAGACGUUAUGCCGGCAUGGCAUUGACCAACCUCACUUUUGGUGAUGGCACAAAUAAAGCCCUUCUCUGUUCAAAAACAGCAUUCAUACAUGCUUUAGUGGCUCAGCUACAUUCACCAUCUGAAGAUCUUCGGCAGGUCACAGCUAGUGUCCUACGUAACCUUUCCUGGAGGGCUGAUGCCAUAAGUAAACAAACUUUGCGGGAGGCUGGGAGUGUUGGUACUCUUGUGAAAGCUGCCAUUGAAGCAAACAAAGAAUCUACCUUAAAGAGUAUAUUGUCUGCUCUCUGGAAUCUCUCAGCCCAUAGUAGUAGUAAUAAAGCUGAAAUCUGUUCAGUAGAUGGUGCAUUAGCUUUUUUGGUCAGUACUCUGACCUACAAAAGCCCUUCGAAGAUAUUAGCAAUCAUAGAGAAUGGUGGUGGCAUUCUUAGGAACAUUUCUAGCCACAUUGCUGUUCGAGAAGACUAUCGCAUAAUCUUAAGAAAACACGAUGCCAUACAAAUUCUUCUGCAGCAUUUAAAAUCUCCUAGUCUGACAGUGGUUAGUAAUGCAUGUGGUACCCUUUGGAACCUAUCUGCUCGUUGUGCUGAAGAUCAAAGAACACUUUGGGAAAUGGGAGCUGUUGGAAUGCUUCGGAACUUGAUUCAUUCUAAGCACAAAAUGAUAUCAAUGGGAAGUUCAGCAGCUCUUAAAAAUCUUCUUUCGUUGAAAUCCUCCGGGAUUUCUCUGAAUUCUUCGACAUGUUCAGAAUGCAGUCAGUUUAAAUCCAAAACUGAUAAGAUGCCCUCAUUACAUGUUCGAAAAAUGAAAGCUUUAGAAUCUGAAAUAGAUCAAAGUUUAUCAGAAACAUAUGACAACUUAGACAGCCCCAAAACAAGUCCAACAUGCCCUUCUCAGUUUGUUGGUAAAUUCCUUUUGAAUUCUAGUAAACAGAAUGCAAGUGGUACAAAGCAUUUUAUUCCUGUUCCACUACAAAUGUAUAACAGUGUUGCAGGACAACUUUCCACCAGCAGUCGUCCACUUCCUUGCUCCAAAAGUCAUGACAGUCUUGGAAGUUCACAGUCAGAGUUUAUUCAGAGAAUGGAUAAUACAAAAAUGUUUUCUUCUUCCAGAAAAGAUGGGUCUUAUCCAGGUUUCAGUGGAAAAAGUUCAGAAGUAGAGUGGUCAGAAGAAAACCUUUCAAGAACAGACUAUAACAAUAUGAAACACCCUUUAGAAUCUGAAGGGCAGUCGUUUAACCUCAGAUCAGACAUUGUUACAUCAUCAGGAGUGCAAGAGGAGACUCCAGUUUCACCAUUAGAAAGUGGACCUCGAUAUGAUGGAAGACGCACUUGCUGGGAAGACCAUCUAGCUCUUGCAGAGAAUGACUCUGGCACAUCUUUGUCUUCUAGUCUGUUACCAAAAUUUACAAAGUUAGUUAAAAAAAGGGAGUCACGUGAUACUGAAAAUGACAGUUCUUGUGAUCAUGUGAUUGAUUCCAGCCUAAAACACUCUGAUGAAAGUAUGGAUACACCUACUACACCUCCACAACUUAAUCAGUCCAAAAAUCCAACGAAACAUAAGGAACAACAAGUACUUGGGCCUUACCUAGUAUGUCUUGACUCAGAUACAGAAAUAGCCGUUUUCAAACCAGUACGCAAACUGCAAGACUUCUCGGAGUUGAAUCUGGACUACACGGACCAGUCAACAGGUUUCAUUCGAAAGGAUGGAGAAAUUCUGGAGGAAACUGAGGAGUAUGAAGAGGUGCUUCCAGUUUCACCGAAGUCUGGAAUGUUUCGAGAUAGGUGCAAACAGUCAUCAAUUACUGAUUACUCACUUAAAUCGUACUGUACUGAAGGCACGUCAUUGAAUUUUUCAACAGCUUCAUCAGUUGCAGGCUUUCAAGAUUUCUUUGAUACUGAACCUAUUGUUAAUCCUGUAAGUGAAGCUGGUAUUGAGAUUGUCAAUCAUCAACUUGUUGAUCAGGAGCUGAAGAAGACGGAAAAGAAGAAUAACAAUGAAGAGAAACCAUGUGUCUGUCAGAAUGAAAAAAAAGAAGCAAUUCCGAUAGUGUUCUCAAGAUCUAGUUCUUUGGGAUCCAUAAGUACUUUAAAUCAACAUUCCAUUCAGAAUGACCAUAGCCCAUUUGUUAGUGAUGUUAGGCAUACUGCUAGUAAAGUGGUUUCAAAAUUCCCCAGUCAGACUAUGCCAUCUACUCAUCCAGCUUCUCCUAAAGCAGCUCCAUUCAACUUAUUAGAAGCAUUUUGUAUUCCUUGCCCAGAAACAACUUCUUUUCCCACACGAACAUCCUCUUCUGUUUGCAGUAAUCCAAACAUCUGCCAAGAGGAUCAUGAGGAGAAAGAACAAAUAACCACAAAAAAAGAAGAUAAAAACUUGGUUGUAGAAAGAACUCCAGCUGAGCUUUCCAGAGCCACAUGUUUAAGUUCCUUAACAAGUGAAAACAGUCAUCCAGUGUCAAUGCGGGAACCAACAGAAAAACAAAUCCUAGAAAUGACUAAAGUUUCCUGUGAAACAGCAGACAGUGUGUUUAGAAAUUUCAUCACCAACCAACAGCACAUCCGAGACCAAAUCUUUACUUACCAAGAUGUGUAUUCUGCUGCGGAAAAGAAAGAAAAGAGUGAUUAUACAGACAAACGUGAGGAUAAUCUUGGAUCUCGCAAUAGUUCUGGAACGCCGAAUAAUGAUAGCUCAAACUAUCGAAAUAAUACCAGGCUUCACAGUCAUAUCAAUAGUCUUGGCUCAUCAUCAACCCAUCAAAAACUGAGUAAUAUUCCUAUUAAAUCUAAUAAUACAAGGCUUGGUCAUCAUGUAACAAAUAUACCAAAGCCUCUAGUUCCUUUUGGAGCAGCACAAUCACUAGCAACAUCUGGUGACAAAACUACUAACCUUCACUCUACUCAGCAGAGAUUUAGUGAGGACUGUUUUAAAGUGUAUAAAACUGAAAAUAUUUCCUUGAACCUUUCAGAUCCCACCUUCUUAGCUGACUUAGGUGGAGUUUCUGCAUUUGACAAGAAGAGCAAACAUUUGCUCAGCCCCUCUAACUGUGAUAAUCAGUCGGAUAGUAGUGCUUUUUGUGAUGAUAAUGAUAUGGUUUUGUUCCAGUGUAUUCAAUCUCUAAUGCCUAAUCUUCAACCCCCUUUAUCUUCAGAAGCUAUUAGUUCUGUGGUUGUUGAGAGUUCCCCUGUAACAGUCAAAUCAAAAUUACCUCAUAUUUUAGUCAAAACUCUGAAAUCUUCUUACACUACAACAUCUCAAGCUUUAAACCCAGAAGUUGUACAUCAAACUCCACGCUAUGUUCCCCCAAAGUCAGUGAAACCAAAACACAGUCAUUGUUGUCUCAACAGUAGGGUACAUUCAGAUAUAAAAGAGGAAAAACACCAUUAUCCUCGUCGGCCCCAUGCAUCUAAAAGAAGUGCUGUUAAGCCAACUAAAAACUUAGUAUCGUCUUCUAGACCUAGCAUAAAAUCGUCAUUCCAAGACUCGCUUCAAGCUCGCGUGGUGGAAGGAACACCUGUAACAUUCACUAGAAAUGACUUUCUCAGCUCUCGUAGCACAGAAGAGCAUGAAAGACACAGACUGAAAAGUUAUUCUGCUCAUCAAAAUGACAAAUAUGGUCUGUUUGGCUGUACAACAAGGCCAGAUGAUAGUAUGUCACGGUUUUCAUACAAACCUGUGAUUCCAGACAAUUUAAAUCAGAAGAAUUCUACAUCAAAGGACAUUCCAACCUCUGGUAACCUAAAGCCUAUGUUAGUCUCUAAGGAGAGACAAGGGACUAUCUCACAAUCUUUAACAAAAGAAGUAUGUCCCUUAUUAUUCAAGAAGAACAGCAGUACUGAGGAAGUGCACCAGGAGAAAACAUCAUAUUUUCAUAAUAAAGAAACCCCUACUUGUUUUUCAAGAAAUGGUUCCAUGAACUCUUUGAAUGUUGAAGAAACCUUUUGUUCUGAACAAUCCUUUUUGCACACCUGUCUUGCUUCAGGAAUUCCUAAAGACAAGUCAGUUUUUACAGGCUAUAACUCAUCAUCUGUUGUAAAAAGUCAUGACCACAAGCCGUUAAAAGAAUGUGGAGAAGGAAAACUUAAAAAUUCGGAGCAAAAUAUAAAGGAAAUACAGUUCAGUAAAGAUGUUUAUGAAGACUCAAAAAUAGAUGGAAAUGGAAAAGACAACGAGCCUGCACAACAAAAAGAACAGAUUCGUACUCCUCUUACUAUUUCUAGUCGAGUAUCUGAGGAAAGAGUAAAGCAGGAAAAUGUUGUUUUUCAUGAACAAGAAAAAUUAAACGUAUCAAAUAUGGAAUGUUCUCUUACUAAGAUAGAAGAUUUAACAGCUCUUCAGUGUGAGGCUUUGAAGAUCGUAGAGAAGGUGGAAGGUGAAGUACAGGAUGACUUAACGCAAAGCACUAUUAGUUGCAUGUCAGAUAUUGAUAAUGCCAAACCUCCAUCUAUAUUUAUUGAUUUAGGCUCUCUAAGUAUGAUGAGUAGUGGUAUUUCUGAUAUUGUUUCCUACUCCUCAAAGAAUGAAGAUCUGAUGAGAGAAGACUCCACAGUGACUAACAGAAGAUCCAAGAUGCAGAAAGACAAAGAUAUGCAGGAAAAUGUUUGGCAAACAUUGUGUACCAGUUCAGACACAAACAAAGUAAGUGCACAUGAAUCGGAUCAAAACAAGACAUCUCUACUUACAGAUUCUAUAGAUAGCCUCAGUAUGAAAGGAAGUACAAUUUCCGAGAUCUUGGAAAAUGUGAAUCCUCCUUCCUUCAUGGAUGACAUAUCACUUGUUGGAAGUUGUGAAAGUCUAAACAGUAUUAGUUCUGAUGUGUUAGAAAACAGAUCCCAAUUCACCAAUGAAGUGCAGUGCACAAAAGAUAAUGACAUUCUUGAUCGUUUGAAUGCUGCGGCAUCUGUGGUUCAAAUGUAUUCUAGGGAAUUGAACACCAUCAUGACAGGAAGCAUGAAAAGCAGUUACAACUCUGAGAUAAUAGACCAAGUGAAACCUCCUUCAUUUUACCAGGACAUAGUGGAAGUGACAGCAGAAGAUGUUACUGACUUUGGCUCUGACAGUGUAGUAUCUGACACAGAACUUAUUGAUGAUCUUCCACGAGAUGAUGUCGAUACCCCUCUUCCUUCCACUGAGACACUGAAAGCUCCUCGUUUGCAUUCUUUACAAGAUGAGCAAGAUGGUAGUACAGAAAAUUUAACUUAUGUUCUUGAUGAAUGUGAAUCUACAUCUGAUAAUAAAGGAACACUGAUGGAAGAUAGUCUUAUGCAAAACAUAAAAUCGGAUCUUUCCAUAUCCAAAGUUGAGGCAGAAGCUUUAAAGAUCAAUGCAACAUUAGUACUUUGUACUUUGAAUAAAAUGCAAGAAGAUCAAGCAGUUAAUGAUGAGGCUGAAUCUCAAGAUAACAUGCUGGAGGAUGAAACUAUAUCAUUAGUUUCCAAUGAUUCAGAAGAAGGACAGGUGGAAGAACUGGGGGCUAAUGAAGAAGGUACAUUUUCUAAGAAACCAAUUAUUAUUAAACCACUAAACAAAGAGAUCAUAAGGCAAAUGAGAGCAAGGAAAGAAACUACAUCAAGACAAAGUUUUUCAAAGGUUGGUAAAAGCAUGCUUCCAAUUAGGUCACCAAGAGCUGUUCAUGGUGGUGGUAGUAAUAAAAAUGAUGCAAACUGUUCUUUGAUAGCAAGGGCCACAAGGUCGCUCUCUCCAUUUGUGAGACCAACUAGAACCUUGGCUCUUAGUACUAACCAGAAAGGUGGAUUUCAGAAUAAUCUUGAGUCAUCUUCUUUACCACUAAAGACAAAUUUACAACAAACAUUAUCAAAGUCCGAGAAACCUAAAAGUUUACUCUCCGGAGAUUCUCAUGAAAUAAAAAAUACUUCUCUUAAAGAUAAGAAAAAUAUCUCCAAAACAUCUGGAGAAAAUGAACAAGAUAUUGAAAUAUCUAAACCAAAGCCCUUAGUUAAACAAGGUACUUUCACCAAAGAUAAACCAACUCAAGAUGCACCCCAAAUAUCACCCAUGAAAACUGCAACUGUACAGCAGUUUACAUCUACAGAAUCUGAAGCUUCAGACAACACUAGAAGAUUCCAAUGUAAAAGCAAGAGUUCUCAGGAAAUCAGCAAAACUAAAGAUGAGGGUAACUCUAAUUAUUCUUGUCCUGGAAAUCAAAUUCAGUCAAGUGAUCCUUCUAGGACAAGGAGUCUUGUUAAAAGUAUUAAAAGACCUGUAAGCUUAAAAAGCUUUGUGAGUAGAAGUUCAAGUGCUAGCAGUAGAUACAGUCAUUCUAUUGUGGGAACUUAUUCUACAAGUAAUGGGAGUCUUUCUUCGUCAUCUUCCUCUGGAACACUUUCACUUCACACAGAUAAUCCUAGAAAAAGAAGAGAAGUAACAAGUAAGAUUGCAUCGUUAUGGAAGAGACCUGAUGCUGGUACAAAAGCAGCUGAGAAGAAGAAGAAUUUAUUUGGAUCAAGAAACAAUAGUUCAUCUUUAUCAGUACCAAAGUUUACAAGGAGCCCUUCUUUUCCUAACAGGGCUCAGUCAUCUGAUUCUGUGCUUCCUACUGCCCUUAGUUUGAGUAGAAGUUCAACAUACGAGAAGCUUUCCUCGGAGAACCAACAUACUUUACACAGCUCUGUACCAACAUCUACUGACUCAAGAAAAAAUCAAAAUGAGGGAUCUAGUUUGCGGAGUAUCAAUAUUAGGAAUAAGACAUUAACCAAGAAGAAGCCUUCAGGUAUAAAUUCUGCUACUGUAGUUAUUGAUGAACCAGCUAUUGCAAGUGUAAUUUCUAGAGAAUCUUUCUUAGAUAGGCAUAGCGGGCAGCAAGUAGCUAAAAUACCUUUUUCUGAAGGAGCUGAGGAACAGACUGAAAGUAUUGAAGAAAAAGCUGCAGUAUGUCCAUUUUCCAGGUCACCAAACACGGCACACUAUACGCAAAGUCCUGAAGUUUAUCUUCCUUCCACUUUUGUUGGGAGAAAAGUUUCUGACUCUGACCAACAACAUGGACGGUUUUCAUCCUUUAACAGUUCGAGGGCUGUACCAGUUUCGGCAGUUGUUCCACCUUUCAAUUAUAUUCCAUCUUCAGUGCAUUUGGCUCAGCAAAGACCUGAGAAUAUGUAGCCAUGACAACAAGCCAGAUGAUUUUUUUUUCAAAAAGAUUUUGUUAUGAAUGUUGAUAAAGAGACUGUGAUGGGAAGCAAAUGUUGUAUUGUCACUACAUUAUGAAGUUAAAUUCUGUACGUAUAUUUUAAGUGGUAAGGUAUAACUUUAUUCUACAGUGUAAAUAUAAUUGUGUGGAGAGUCUUAAAACACUACUGAAUGGCAGCUACAUCAGGCUGAUUAGUGAAAUUUGUUAAGCGUCUGAUCCCUAAAAGCUGAAAGAACCAUGAGCAUUUUACUUGAAAUAUUUCUAGUGUGCAAACUCUAAUAUUUCUUUUUAUUAAUUUAAAGAGGUGUUAAUAAUAUUUUGUAUCUUGAAUACUCAAGUUGGCUUCCAGUUUUGAAUAAUAUUUAUCUGCCUGCCAAAUAGUGCUAAUGUUACACUACCCAGUUUUGACACUUAAGGUUUUAGAGAGUGCUUCAGCCUGUACAACCUGAUCCGUGUUUCAACACAUGGAAAAUAUGACAGCUUUAUGAUGUUAUGAAACAAAGCAAUGUAUGGCUAGUUGUUUACUGAAGUUUGUGGGUUGUUGAGUGCCCUGUGUUGUUUUGUUAUUUUGUUGUUGUUCUUUAUUUUUGUUAAGGAUUACAGAAUUUUGUUGAAUUUGCCAGUUUUUUGUGUAAAAACUGAAAAAAGGAUAUUAAAGCUAAAUUUUAUUAUCACACAUUGAAGUUUUUUUUGUU
Messenger RNA from Limulus polyphemus (Atlantic horseshoe crab), 9537 nucleotides. Its product is annotated as adenomatous polyposis coli homolog. Gene Ontology annotation, biological process: regulation of cell differentiation; cell fate specification; cell migration. The record is from RefSeq and is a predicted model, not a curated record. Gene Ontology annotation, molecular function: beta-catenin binding; microtubule binding; gamma-catenin binding. The transcript has 16 exons. NCBI's taxonomy places the organism in Eukaryota, Metazoa, Arthropoda, Merostomata, Xiphosura, Limulidae. Gene Ontology annotation, cellular component: cytoplasmic microtubule; beta-catenin destruction complex; catenin complex. The coding region runs from base 601 to 8814 and encodes 2737 amino acids.